UAAAAAACGCGCCAAAUUAUUGGAACAAAACAAACAAACCAAAACAAAAAAGCAAGUAGUUUGGGGAUGAAAAAGCAAUACAUUAUUUGCAAUAAAAGACAACGAAUUAAACAAAUGUUAGUUGUGUUAGAAAAUUAAUACUCGAAAGAAAUCAUUAUGGGUAUUACUGGUUUAAUACCUUUUUUGGAAAAGGCCUCGUCCUCCGUUAAUAUCAGACAGCUGCAGGGAUCAUCAGUGGCCGUGGACAGUUAUUGCUGGCUACAUAAAGGUGUUUUUGCGUGUGCCGAAAAACUGAUAAGAGGUGAAACUACCGAUAUUCAUAUACAAUACUGCCUCAAAUAUGUCGACAUGCUGAUGAGACACAAAAUCAAGGUCAUCAUGGUAUUUGAUGGCAGACAUUUACCCGCAAAAGCCGAAACAGAGCGCAGACGACGUGAAGCAAGAAAUGAAAGCAAAGAAUUGGCAAAGGAAUAUUUGAGAAGGAAUGAAAUAGAAAAGGCUAGAUCCCACAUGAGAAGAGCGGUCGAUGUGACACACGAAAUGGCUUUGCAGCUUAUAAAAGAGUGUCGACAACGAGGCGUUGAUUGUAUAGUAGCGCCUUAUGAAGCAGAUGCCCAAAUGGCUUGGCUAAAUAAGCAGGGUUUAGCUGAAUAUAUAGUUACAGAGGAUUCAGAUUUAACCCUGUUCGGUGCCAAAAAGAUUCUCUUCAAAUUAGACUUGACGGGUCAGGCCUUGUUGGUGGAAAAUACUAAACUACACCUGGCCAUGGGUUGUAAGCUAGAAAAAUACACUUUUGACAAGUUUCGUAGAAUGUGCAUAUUAUCAGGCUGUGACUAUUUGGACUCUUUGCAGGGCAUUGGCUUGAAAAAGGCCUGCAAAUUCAUUUUAACCACCGAAGAAGAUGACAUGACGAAAGCUUUGAAGAAAAUACCGACUUAUUUGAAAAUGAAACAAUUGGAGGUAACAGAUGAUUACAUUGAAUCUUUCCUCAAAGCUGAGGCUACAUUUAAACAUAUGUUUGUAUACAAUCCCUUGGAGAGGAGAAUGGAGAGAUUGCAUGAGCUAGAGGAAUUCCAGACAGACGAAAGUCAUUGUAGUAACGCUGGCUCGUUGCUGGAUGACGCAGAACAGGCAUUUCAAUUAGCAUUAGGAAAUCUUAAUCCCUUUAGCUUAAAACAAUUGGAUGACUGGCAUCCGGACCGUAGUUGGUCAGAUGCUAAAACUAAACUUAAAAGUAUUUGGCGCGGUACAAACCAUGCAGAUGACUAUAAAGAUGCUAUCGAACAUAAACCACAAGUUAAAAAGGCGACUGGUUCUAUAUUUCAGUUUAAAAAAAUUGAAUACAAAAAUAUGGCUGAAAUGGAGAUACAAGAGAAACUCAUUGAAGAAAAGUGUAAACUUGAGGAAGCAGAAAUAUUUUCCAUGUACAAAUAUGCUUCCCCAAAAAUGGAUAGAAAACGUAAGAGAAGAGAGUCCACCUCAUCCAGUAGUGAAGCUGAAGAAGACAAUGAGAAGCAUAUGCAAAACGAAAAAACACCUAAGAAAUACGCACACAAUCCCUUUGCCAAAGUUAAUACUACAUUGGAAAAUAUACAAAAAUCACCUGUUUGCAACAACAACUCACUGCUUAAACUACUAAGUCCUAAGAAAGCCAAUGACAAUAACAUUAAUCAACAAAAGGCUUCAGUAAAGUCGAGAUUUUUUGCUGAAAAUAUAAAACAAGUUGUUAAGAAACCAUUUGCUGCCAGAGAUUUAACAUCGGAAAUGUUCAAAAUAGAAAAGAAAACAAAUGCAUUUAUAGAGCAACAACAAGAUUUAUACCAUUGUUCCAUGCAAUCACCUAAAAAGAAAAUUAUAGAUAAUAAGCCAACAAAAAUUGAAGAUGAGGAUGAAUCGUUGCAAAGUAGUAGUCAAAAUAAUAAUAAUAAUGAGGAGGAGGAUGAAGAAGAUAAUUAUAACAAAGAAAGUUUAGAAUCUUCCGAAAGUUGCCCUAGUUCCCAAGAAAACAAACCUUGUGGAUCUUCGGUUACUAAAGAGGAAAUAAUUUUACUUUCUGAUAUUGAAGAAGAAGAAGUAUGUACUAAAAAAUCUUCUACAAAAGUAGUACAAAAACUUACUAUGACAUUUUCACAAAGGCCUCACGUAGGCCUAUCCAAAACUAAAGCUAAAACACAAACUACUCCUCGUAAAUCUGCAAAAUCUUUAACAACUGUUGAUCCCAAACAAUCAAAAUUAAGUAUGUUUGGCUUCCAAAAGAGGCCGUCUUUAAAAAAGUUAUAGUUAAGUUUGGUAUUUUUUUAAUAAUAGUGUUAUUUAUGUAUUUGUUAUUUUUAAUAUUUAUGCUAUUUGUGUGCGUAAUAAAUAUGUAUAUGCGUUUUUUGCAUUUUAUA
Messenger RNA from Lucilia sericata (common green bottle fly), 2390 nucleotides. RefSeq names its product exonuclease 1 (gene tos). Gene Ontology annotation, biological process: DNA recombination; mismatch repair. Gene Ontology annotation, cellular component: nucleus. The transcript has a single exon. Gene Ontology annotation, molecular function: 5'-3' DNA exonuclease activity; 5'-flap endonuclease activity; metal ion binding. Lineage: Eukaryota; Metazoa; Arthropoda; Insecta; Diptera; Calliphoridae. The record is from RefSeq and is a predicted model, not a curated record. The coding region runs from base 157 to 2280 and encodes 707 amino acids.